This is a messenger RNA of Purpureocillium lilacinum, 1287 nucleotides long. RefSeq names its product ferrochelatase hem15. Gene Ontology annotation, molecular function: protoporphyrin ferrochelatase activity. Gene Ontology annotation, biological process: heme biosynthetic process. The record is from RefSeq and is a predicted model, not a curated record. NCBI's taxonomy places the organism in Eukaryota, Fungi, Ascomycota, Sordariomycetes, Hypocreales, Ophiocordycipitaceae. Gene Ontology annotation, cellular component: mitochondrion.
AUGGCGCUGAGAACGCCGACGCAGCGCUUGGCUCGCGAUGCCUUGAGGAGCAGCACCUCUUCCCGCCUCAGCCUACCCCGGCUCGAGUCCCAGAGCAGGCACUUCGCGACUCCCGUGCCUCCCGUGACGCAGGACGCCACCGGCUCCAAGGGCCCUACCGCCAUGGUCUUCCUCAACAUGGGCGGUCCGUCGACGACCGGCGAGGUCGGCGACUUCCUGAGUCGCCUCUUUGCCGACGGCGACCUCAUCCCUCUCGGUCGAUUACAGUCAUACCUCGGGCCAUUGAUAUCGGCGAGGCGGACGCCCAAGAUUCAGAAGCAGUACGCCGCCAUCGGCGGCGGGUCUCCGAUCCGGAAGUGGUCCGAAUACCAAAACGCCGAGAUGUGCAAGAUCCUAGACAAGAUCUCCCCGGAGACUGCGCCGCACAAGCCCUACGUCGCGUUCCGGUACGCAAACCCUCUGACGGAGGAGAUGUACACCAAGCUUCUGGAAGAUGGCUUCGGCAACGGGAGGGGCGGCCGAGCCGUCGCCUUCACGCAGUAUCCUCAGUACUCGUGCUCGACGACAGGCAGCAGCUUGAACGAGCUUUGGAAGUGGCGUCACAGGCUCGAGGGCAAAUCUGCGUCGGAUAAUGGAAACGGGACUAUCACGUGGAGCGUCAUUGACAGAUGGCCAGUCCACCACGGCCUCGUCGAGGCGUUCGCGCAGAACGUCGAGGCCAAGCUGGCGGAGUACCCAGAGGAGAGACGCAAAGACGUCGUGUUGCUUUUCUCGGCGCACAGCCUGCCCAUGUCUGUCGUCAACCGAGGUGAUCCAUACCCCGGUGAGGUCGCCGCCACUGUAUACGCCGUGAUGCAGCGCCUGAAGUUCUCCAAUCCAUACCGCCUGUGCUGGCAGUCGCAGGUCGGCCCGUCCGCCUGGCUGGGGCCGCAGACAGCGACUACCGUGGAAGAGUACAUCGCCAAGGGUCAGAAGGACCUCGUUCUCAUCCCAAUCGCUUUCACGUCUGAUCACAUUGAGACGUUGUAUGAGCUGGACGAGGAGGUGAUUGGCGAGAGUGGGCAUACGGACACGGUGAAGCGGGCCGAGAGUCUCAACGGCAGCCCCGUCUUCAUUGAUGCCCUAGCCGACAUCGCGAAGACGCACCUCGAGAGCGGAGUGGCCUGCUCUCAGCAGAUGGGUCUGCGCUGCCCAGGAUGCAAGAGUGACAGGUGUCUUGAGUCCAAGAAGUUCUUCGCUGGCCAGCAGGCCAACGUGUUCCCUCUGGGUGGCAAGGCGGCGGUCUAG